AUGUCCUCUGAAGAAGCGUUGAGCUCAACGUUCACGGAUUGGCUUUUCAUCAAUUCCUGGUGGCUCCUUCUGCCAUUCAUCAUGCUUAUUGUAGUGGCUGCCUUUAUUGUUGCCUUUGUGUUGCUGUUAUACAUGAUAUCGCCUCUUAUUAGCCCCAAGCCUCUGAAACUGAACGGGGCCCACGUCGUGGUGACAGGAGGCUCAAGUGGGAUUGGAAAAUGCAUUGCAAUCGAGUGCUACAGACAAGGAGCUUUCAUCACUUUGGUGGCACGGAAUGAGGCGAAAUUGCUUCAAGCAAAGAAGGAGCUGGAGAAAUUUGCCAUCAAUGACAAACAGGUGGUGCUCUGCAUAUCAGUGGAUGUUUCGAGUGAUUACAGCCAGGUGGAAAGUGUGAUAAAACAGGCUCAAGAGAAGCUCGGCCCUGUCGAUAUGUUGGUGAACUGCGCUGGUUUAGCCAUUUCCGGAAAGUUUGAGGACAUGGAAGUGGACCGUUUCAAAAAAUUGAUGGAAGUGAAUUACCUUGGCAGCGUUUACCCAACGCGGGCUGUCAUAACCACGAUGAAGGAGCGGAGAAUGGGUCGCAUCUUGUUCGUGUCCUCCCAAGCCGGCCAGAUCGGCCUGUUUGGAUACACUGCCUACUCCCCAUCCAAGUUUGCCCUGCGUGGCUUAGCUGAGUCUCUGCAGAUGGAGAUAAAGCCUUACAACAUCUAUGUGACUGUGGCCUACCCCCCUGACACUGACACUCCAGGAUUGGCUGAGGAAAAUAAGUCCAAGCCUCUAGAGACCACAUUAAUCUCUGAAACCUCUGGAGUGUGUCAACCAGACCAAGUGGCCAAAAUCAUUGUUCGGGAUGCAGUGCAGGGGAACUUCAACUGCUCUGUGGGACCCGACGGCUACAUGUUAUCUGCCCUUACCUGUGGAAUGUCACCGGUCACCUCCAUCACAGAAGGUCUCCAGCAGAUUGUUACCAUGGGGUUAUUUCGGACCAUCGCCCUCUUCUACCUGGGGAGUUUUGAUAGUAUUGUUCGCCGCUGCAUGAUUCAGAGAGAGCAGUCGAAAGCAGCUGACAAGAGGGAGUGACAGCAGCCUUACCUUAUUCACAGCCCAAUGCCCCUCCUCCUCCACCCCCCCCAUCCCCAUCCCAUCCCCUCCCCUCCCCUCCUCCAGCUGUUCAAGUGCACAACUGUAGGUGGAGGAAAGGUCAGGCUUUGAGUGUACUUCUGAUAUCAGGAGAUAUGAUUUAGAGUGGCAGAUGUUUACUAUUUGCUUGUCCAGUUACACAACUCCUCCAUAGACUUCAGUCAUUCUCAUUAUUCUAUCCUCUCUGAGCAUUCCAGUGACUUUUCAGUUUAAUAGUCCACCUGCUUCUUUUUCAGGGAGCAGCCUUACUUUAAGGGAAUGGGGGCAGACUAAACAUCCCACAGCCUUGUUCUAAAGUAGGCAGGCUUUUUGAACCAUUCACUAGAUGUCAGGCCUCCACUUGCACAGUGCUGUUUUUUGUUUGUUUUUUUCGCACAAAGAGGAAAAUCAACACACCGUCUGUCAGACCGGUUAUGCCAAAAAAAAAGAAGAAAUCCCUCCCACCAGGGGUUAUUGUGAAAACCAGGAUGGUAACUCCCAGCUUUUAUCUUCACAUUUCAUGUAUUACAAAGGAAGGUCCACAUGUUAGAAUAUCUCAGUUUGGUCUAAAUAGGCCCUUAUUCUCUACCUUUUCAUACCAAAAGUCUUUGCAGGCAAAGCACUUUACCUCUGUGUUUAAAACCAGGUUGAGACCCUCUGUGUUUUGUCUGAACCAAGUUUAGAUUGAGAGACAAGAGCACUCUGCAGCGAUAUCAGAGAGCGCAGUUUUUUGGGAUAAUAUAUAUUUCGGUGCAUGAUUGUGUGUGUGUUUUGGGUUAGCUGUGACUGAGCCAAACCCCCGGGGGGAAAAAAGCCAUUCAAUUUUAUCGUCUCUGGAAUAAACGCACCAAAUUAUUUUCCUUGGCAUCCUAUCUUAUUUCAUUGAGAAAGGAAAGCAGGUACUACUGGUUGAAGCCAUGACAUAAAAACAUUAAGAGGCAACAGGGCCACCACUGGUAAUGUCACUCUUCACCUGUGAAUAUGACCAGAGUUUAAUACACAUUUUCUCAUUAAAUAUGUGAAAGGAAGCAUAUCAUUAUUACAUGAAAUGUGUCAGUGCACAUAUUCAGCCACCCCAGCCAGUCAAGAUCCAAGUGGGAUCCAUCAUUUGUUGGGGCGGUGUCAGUCAGGGCCGGGCAAGACUUGCAGGUCGAGUCAUGUCCCUGUAGGUCUAGUGAGGGCGCUAGAGAUUUGUUUUACAAAAAGGCCGAAAUAGCAGAGGGACUAGCAGGGAAGUGUUAUCCUUGUCUUUCUGAUUUUGACCUGCUGUCACCCCGUCACGCACGGUUGGGGCUCUGCAGCUCCCUAAAUGACAAUAUUCAUUCCCUCCUUGAAAAACCUUGUAUUCACCACAUGUGUUUCCAUAUGUUUUGCAUAUAGAGGGAGAAAAGUACAGUGUCGACUCUUGCAAGUCUUCCUUCUGUCCAUCACAAACGGAGAGAAUGUACUUUAUAACAAAGCAUACAAAUCAGAACAUAUUUUUAAAUACACCAAUAUUUGAAUGCCAAAAUGUGUUGAGACAAUUUUUGUAGAUGCAAUGCAUUUGUUUGAGAUUUUUUUGAUGUUGCUGCUUCGUUGAUGUGAGUUAGAUUGUUAAAGCUGUGGCGCAGUGUGGGGACCCAUUCCCAGCCUUAAGAUAUGCUACUGAAAAGCUAAUGCGAUAAGAAUGCACCUGUCCACAGAACUAUGUGGCUCAACCCACAUGUGGUUUACCAGUUCAUUUAUUACGUUAUCUUUAGUACUUUCACUGUAAAAUGCCAACUGUUCUUGUGUAUUUUGUCCAUUUCCAGUCUUUGUAUGACAAAAAAAGAAGCCUGGCAGAAAUCCAAGUUAUGAAAGUGAGAAUGGAUGACUCAUGUUUGAUGAUGUUCUCAUUGGAAAUUGGUUAACGGCAUGCUCUCCUGCACUCAAGCUUUUCACAAUUGUACAUUUAUUGCUUUCAAAGGUUGUCUUUUACAUUAAGGUAGCAACACAUAGUUAAUAGAACAUGUAGCCCAUAUAAAAGCAGUUUUGUUUUAACCUAUGAGCUAUGCAAAUGAAGCCUAUGCUUACAAUAUGUUGGAACAUAGAGUCAAUAUUUAUGUUAUGUAACCGUCAAGCUAGUUAGCCCUUAUUUAAUGGUGUCAUCAUCAGAUACCCAAUAUGAGUACAAAACAUUAAAAUCAUAAUGCACAUUUCUUUCCUUUUUUUUUCCCCUCUUGAUUUUUUCUUCUGCCAAAAAACUUAACUAACACCUUCACCUUGUGUGCCAUGAAAGAAAAUGUGAGAAGUGGAACGUUUCUUUGUCUUAUUUUCUUACAUGAUAAACUAAAUAAAUACCUGUGAAAAAAAAUCUAA
Messenger RNA from Trematomus bernacchii (emerald rockcod), 3456 nucleotides. RefSeq names its product 3-ketodihydrosphingosine reductase (gene kdsr). The transcript has 10 exons. Gene Ontology annotation, biological process: sphingolipid biosynthetic process. Gene Ontology annotation, cellular component: endoplasmic reticulum membrane. The record is from RefSeq and is a predicted model, not a curated record. NCBI's taxonomy places the organism in Eukaryota, Metazoa, Chordata, Actinopteri, Perciformes, Nototheniidae. Bases 1 to 1080 code for a protein of 359 amino acids. Gene Ontology annotation, molecular function: 3-dehydrosphinganine reductase activity.